UCCCAGACUGAUCUGCAAACCGUUCAGCCGCCAGGAAACCCCCGGAUUGUAACACGCACAGCCAGCCUAUUGGAGAGCAGACCCAAAGUGAAACCAAAAGAAAUUAGUAAAAAACUCAGAUGAUGCGCACUUUUCAACAGCAGGAUUUCUAAGACAAGAGGUGAAAUGAAGCGGAUAAGCCUCCUUGCUGCUUUGCUGGUUCUGUGCUGCGCGUCUUGCUCUGCAGAACGUCUUUCUGUAACGGGCACAGAUAUUGCUGUUUUUGCUUCUGCUGGUGAGGAUGUCAUUCUGAACUGCACCGUGGAUACCCAUGUCCCUCUGGAGGAGCUGGAGGUGCAGUGGAGGAAGGUAAACCCCGAUAUCUUGGUGCAUCUGUUCUCUGAAGGAGAAGACCGGCCCGAAUCUCAGCAUCAACGCUUCCAGGACCGCACCGACCUGUUUCACAAGGAGCUGGCCAAAGGAAAUUUCUCAUUAAAGUUGAAGAGUUUGAGAACUGAGGACAAGGGGAAAUACAAAUGCAUCGCCCACACAAAUAGCGAAUCAGCCGAGGCCUUUGCUGAACUGAAGGAACUGGGUUUCUCUUCACUUCAUAUUGGCGUCUUAUUAAUGACUUUUACAGCACUAGUCGUGUCUGUUUCAACAAGCACCCCAGCCUUGCUGUUUCUGUUGGGUAAAUAUAAAAGCAGGCAAGCAUGGCGUUGCUGUCUUGUAAACUGGUGCAUCCCCUGCAUUUUCAUGACUGUUGCAUUUGUGCUCUGGGGUGUAAUUGAAGGAUUUAUGCGUGAAGGGAUAAUGUGUGCAGCUGUGACUCUCUCAAGGAUCCUGCUUACAUUGUUAAUGGCACCUCCUUCAGUAAACAUGCCAGUUACUCUUCCCAAAGUGAUCACGUGUAGAGCUAUUUUCUUCAUCCAUUUUGUUAUUUUAACUGUGAUGUUUUCACGAUAUAGCAAUGAAUUAUUGAGAACCGAUUCACCAAAGAUCCUGAAAAUUGUGUACGUUGCAUUUGCCGUUUUCCUGUCCUUCGUGGAACUGCUGUUCUGUGUUGCUAAAGGAUGCUUUCGAGGUCGUCUUAAUCAAAUCCAAAGAUAUGGGACAUCAGGCACAGUUUUCGAUUUUGCUCUUAUAAUUAAUACUGCAGUGUUCCUCUUAUCCUAUAGUUUGCUUGCCAGCUUUAUGGGAGCUGAACGUCUGCAAUUGGAUUUCCUGCAAGUAUUAGGUUAUGUCAUUGGAAUGUUUGGGAUAACUGUUAUUAUGCUGAUACUGCCUUCGCUUCUAAUACUGUGCCCUGGGAAAUUUUUAUUUUACAAUAUCACUUCUACGAUUUUGUUUAUACUUCAUCUCAUAUUGGUUUCCUUGUUACUGAACAUGUUUGGAAGUCAUGAAAAAGGAAGUCAUGGGCUGAUUUGUGAAGUGACUUUUCUCUACAGUCUAGCAGCAAUAGCUUGUUUUGAGGAGCGAGACAAUAUUCCAGUUACACUUUCCAUACUCCUGUAUAUGUUUGGAACUACAGUUUUAGCUGUGGUGAACUCGGUUGCACUGAUAACAGAGCUGAUUCUACAGGCAGACAGUGGCUAUAGACGAGUGACGGAUCUUCGUCUUAUUGUCUUGCCCUUUGAGUGCCUGUUUUUAAUGGGAUGGCUCGGUUUGCAGAUCUAUGCAUACUGCGUGGAAGAAAAAGACAGGAUUCAGCAACGAGAGAGAAAGAGAGAACUGGCUCCGAUCCACGUUGCUCAGGAAUUACAGCCAUUGUCUGAUCAUAAUGGAUCAAGGGUGCAGCAGGAACACCGGCCUGCUGAAAGAAAGGAAGAUUUGUAAACUACAAAUGGAAGAGCUCAACGACCAUGCCAGCGUUUACUGGAAAAGGAACUUCAUGCCUGUGAGCUUCGUUGCCCGGAUGCUUCCUCUCAAGCUGCGAUGUCUGUUGCACCUCAUCAGAUUGCUGUUUCAGACAUGCCUGAUUGAAAGAGCAGAGUCUGCAGGACUCCUCUUAACUGCACUGCACAGCGUACACCGUUCCCAGCUUGCUUAUUUAUUUCCUUAAUUUCCUAGUUGCUGAUUAUUCUUAAUGUACCAGAGGCUUGUAGUUCACUUUUUUUUCUUGUGUCAUGUUGUUUUGUGAAUUUGCUUUUUAAAGAAUGUGCUGUAUGGUGUACAGGAGGAGGCGCACUGUUGAAUGUUUUUAUUGUAUAUAUUUUUAAAAUAAUUUGACAGUAGGCUGCCUCUGAUAGGCCUGACCAAGGUGGAAUUUCUGUAAUGAAACCUGUAGAAAAAUGUACAGAUAAACAACAUUUUGAAUACUAGCCAUUAUGAAGCUUUUUAUAUAUAAUUAAAAUAUUUCUUUUUUUUUUUUUUUUUUACAAAUUCUCAGAAUUCUUUUGUUUUUUUGUUGUUGUCGGUGAAUCCAUCUGUCAUCAAUUAUUUUCCCUGCAAUAGCUCUAUUCUCCUACCUCUACAAAACACCUGAAUAAAGACCCUGCCCUCUCCUGCAUGAAGCCUUCAUUCAGACCCUGCCGUCUUCUGCAUGAAGCCUCCAUUCAGACCCUGCCCUCUCCUGCAU
This is a messenger RNA of Polyodon spathula (Mississippi paddlefish), 2557 nucleotides long. RefSeq lists its product as uncharacterized. The transcript has 20 exons. Gene Ontology annotation, cellular component: external side of plasma membrane. The coding region runs from base 166 to 1815 and encodes 549 amino acids. Gene Ontology annotation, biological process: immune response; cell surface receptor signaling pathway; negative regulation of T cell proliferation. The record is from RefSeq and is a predicted model, not a curated record. Lineage: Eukaryota; Metazoa; Chordata; Actinopteri; Acipenseriformes; Polyodontidae.